This is a messenger RNA of Musca domestica (house fly), 2186 nucleotides long. RefSeq lists its product as uncharacterized. Lineage: Eukaryota; Metazoa; Arthropoda; Insecta; Diptera; Muscidae. Bases 343 to 1938 code for a protein of 531 amino acids. The transcript is spliced from 4 exons. The record is from RefSeq and is a predicted model, not a curated record.
CACGCACCCAUCAAUUGAAUCAAAAAAUAACCUCAAAAUGAAAAAAAUGUGAUAAAUAUGAGAACCACAAUCCGACUUGUCGUAGCUGGCUGCAUUAAUGAUGACGACGGAAUAAAAAAUCGCUGUUCUCCACUAAUAAAACAAUAUUAAAAGUACAAAAUAAACAAAUUAUACAUAUAUUUUUUUAAACAAAACAAAAAGCAAAUAAUGUCGGCCAACCAAUAAAACUACUAAUACGAAAAUUCCCCUGGAAAACAAAACGAAAUCUGCAAUUAGAACAACAAAGCAACAGCAUUUUGAAGCAGCAGACCAAAGGCCGACGGAAGACGGGUUCUAAUAAUCAUGGAACUGCAUUCAUAUGCCAAACGUAGGGCCUCCAAGAAAUGGACAAUUGAACAAAAACGCAAAUUAGUCGAGGCUCGCAUCAAUUAUGAUUCCUGGUUUAACAGCAAACCCAGCAACAGUGUAGUGCCUUGGAAAAAAGUUUUAAGUGUUGCUAAAUUGGAUGAUUUCAAUGUGUUUUUUGUUCGCAAACAAUGGUCCAAUAUGCUUACCAGAUACAAACAGUACAAGCAAUCCCGUCUGGAUGGCAUUGCUACGAAUAAAGCAAUUCACGCUGAAAUGAUUCAACGUAUAAAUCAAGAAUGGGAAUUCUUUGAAGCUAUACACGCGUUUAUGACACGCAAAACAACAAAUCUCCAUUCGUAUGCAGUGACACAGAAAAUUGCCAAUGCCGGUGUUGGUAGUAACAAUAACAAUGUGGAGGAUAAUGAAGCCAUUGCAACCAAAAAUGCUGAUGAUGGUCACGUGGUAGACGAAGGCGGCGGCGGUCGUGGUGGAGGCACCAUCGAUAAUGAUGGCGUUACAACAGCAGUUGCCUUGCAAACCCUAACAAGAAGUCAUGACCUUCAACACCACCACCAUCAUCAUCACCAUCAUGUAUUGCCCUUGACACGAGAUAUAGGGUCGACAACUACAUCAUCAGCACCAGCAACGGCAGCAGCUUUAAUGAAAUUCAAAAAUGACUGUUCUAAAGAGAAUAUACCAAAUAACACCACCAUCUUGUUACAAGUUGCUGCUGCUGGCCCGGCUCCAACAGUUGCCGAGGGCACCCAAUUGUUUAGCAGUGAUACAAAUGAAGAAUUUGAAAUAAUUGGUGGCGACCGUGAAGUCAGCAACAGGGACAUCAAGGAUAUCAUUAAAAAUUGUGCCCGUAACACGGAUCAUGAUUUCUAUUCCAAAAGGUCGGCCAGCAAUAGCUUACUACGUAAAUUUCCCAUAGAAAACCAUCAAUUACAUUAUUUCAUGGACACCAGCGAAGAAUCAAUGGGUACGGAAUAUGUGCAGCACACAUCGUCCCUGGACAGCAGUUCCCUACCCUCGGUUAUGGAAAAUAUUGAAUUACACACCGAAAAUGCUCGUACCUUUGAAAUUAAGUCUGAAAAUCUAUCCCAAGCUCAGGUUAACAAUAUAAAACAGGAAAACUUUUCCAUGACUGAAAUGCCAUCGACCAGCAGCGAGAGAAACAAUUCACAGCAGAUACAAAAUCCCACAUCAACAUCAUCGGCCCCAAUGCCAGCCACCACUAUGGCCCGAGGGGAAGAAGGGGGCAGUUGUAACAACAAAAUGAGCGAGCGUGAUAAAUACUAUCGUCAUAAACGUCGUUUUAAUCGUCGCCUAGAGAAACGUUUUGAUGCCUUGUUAAAUGUUGUGGGCCAGGUUGUUAAGGCUGAAUAUCCCAGUGUGGAUGUUAAACCGUUGAUGGAUACUGUCGCUUCAUUGGCCACAAAUGUGGGACAAAUACUGAGCAGUGAAUCCGAAGAAACUGAUGAUGAUAAUGAUGGAGAAGAGACGGUUAGUGCUGAUUCGGAUGGUUGCGGUGGCGGUGACAUGAAGACUCGCCAAACACGCCCACCAAUAAAGGGAAAGAAAAAAUGAGUUAAUAUAUACAAAUUUUGUUUUGAAUUUAAAAUGAUGAAAAUGAUUGAUCUGUUUAAAAAGUUUGUUAGAAAAAAAAACGUAUGAAAUUUCAAAGGCUUUAUUUUUUUACACAACAAAAAAUCGUUACUAUAUUCGAAUAGGAAAAAAGUUUUAUUUUAGAAAAAGUUUUGCUGAUAAAUUAAAAGAAAAAUAAGAAGAAUAAACAAAGAAUUGCAAAUAAUAAAAUAUGAAAAUUGUUGAUGGAA